AUGAGAAUCUCUGCUAGUCAGCCCAGGAAGAGACUGGUCUGGCAGGAGGCGCUGGCCGGGGCGCGCUCCCGGCCGGUCCCACGCAGCAGCGGUCCGCGCGCCCGGAGGGUGCUGGACCACUCCCAGGUCCAGCGCGCACCGGGCUUCGGGGUUUGGAGGGAUAUAGGUCCCACCCAGCAUCCCCCUCUAACAGUGACUGGCCUUCAGGAGCCGCUUUUUUCUGGAUACGGCUGGGAACAGAAGCGUGCCGCCUGCAGAGCAAAGGCACGAGAACAAAUUCCGGGAAAACACUUCCCUCGCCUCUCAGAGUGGCUACAGAGAGAUUUAAGUCAUGUCAAACGAUUUCUUUUAUUGGACGCCUCUAGGUACCGCAAAAACCCUAAUGAGUCGGUCCCGGGGGACCAUGGCGUCCUGCGCCCCCUCACGUGGCUGGCUCCUCCAGGCUCCAGAAAACCUCCGCAGAUGGAAUGGGGGAUCAUUGGCGGGGAGCGCAGGCAAGGUGCGUGCGGGCAGAUGCUGGCGGAAGUGGGGCAGAAGGCGGACUGCGUGUGCCCCUACGGGAUGAAGCUCAGUUGGGACAUCAACGAUCCGCAGAUGCCUCAGGAGCCGGCGCACUUCGACCGCUUCUGCGAGUGGCCCGACGGCUACGUGCGCUUCAUCUACCGCAGCGACGAGAAGAAGGCGCAGCGCCACCUGAGCGGCUGGGCCAUGCGCAACACCAACAACCACAACGGCCACAUCCUCAAGAAGUCGUGCCUGGGCGUGGUGGUGUGCGCUCGGGCCUGCGCCCUGCCCGACGGCUCCCGCCUGCAGCUGCGACCCGCCAUCUGCGACAAGGCGCGCCUGAAGCAGCAGAAGAAGGCGUGUCCCAACUGUCACUCUGCCUUGGAGUUGAUUCCCUGUCGAGGGCACAGCGGAUACCCGGUAACCAACUUCUGGCGGCUUGAUGGCAACGCGAUAUUUUUCCAAGCCAAGGGAGUGCAUGAUCACCCAAGACCAGAAAGCAAAUCAGAGACGGAAGCUAGAAGAAGUGCCAUCAAGAGACAAAUGGCCUCUUUUUACCAAUCCCAGAGAAAGAGAAUUCGAGAACCAGAGGCUGCAGAGAAUCAAGACAACAGUGGACAUUUCAACAACAUGCCUCCCUUGGAGAAUCCAGAAGAGUUUGAUGUAAUUGCUGACACUGGCACUGGCUUCCCUAUUCCAGGACAGCCUUGCUUUUCCUUCCCCAGCUCCGAGGCUUACAAAGCUACCUGUGACCUAGCCACCUUCCAAGGAGACGUAAUGCCACCCUUUCAGAAAUAUCCAAAUCCAAGAAUUUUUUUGCCUGGGCCACCUUGCAGCUAUGGAUUGGCAGGUCCUAGUUACAAAAAUUCAAGCCCACAUCCCGCCCAUUAUCCAAAUUCCAGCAGCAUCUCUAAUGACACAGACUGGGUUCGUCUGAACGCACUGCAAUAUAACGUCAAUUCCUACAGCAGCUUUGAGAGAAGCUUUGAUUUCACCAGUAAACAACAUGGCUGGAAAGCAGCUCUUGGAGCACCUGGCCUCGGGGAGAGGCCCGACCAUGGACAGCUCCAGGCUGUGGCCACUCACCCAUAUUAUAACUCAGAGCUUCCCUGCAGGUACCUCUCCACUCCCCCGGCAGGUGCUCCAGCCCUACAGACCGUGAUCACCACCACCACCAAAGUGUCCUACCAGGCCUACCAGCCCCCUGCUCUGAGAUACUGCGACAGCAUACAGGAAGGGAAGAGCCUUUCAGGGUGUAACUAUGCUUCUGAAAACAUCCCCCUGCCCAUCUACUCGGAAAGCUUGGACUUCCCAGCCUCAGUAGCCAGGGCAGCCUCGCCAGCAGGGUCACUUCCUUUGAAAAUUCCAGGCGAUUGCAGAGCCAUCAGACCCACUCUGGCCUUUCCCCAAGAGUCCACUCCCUCCAGGACAGAUGGAGUGGAGACUUGGGAUGUGUAUCCAUCGAGGUUGGGAUCUGCGAUCAGUUAUUCAGAUGGGGCUAGUCCAUUCUUUAGCUAUGACAACGAGGACUUUUGA
Mustela erminea (ermine) is the source of this 2040-nucleotide messenger RNA. RefSeq names its product glial cells missing transcription factor 2 (gene GCM2). Gene Ontology annotation, biological process: regulation of transcription by RNA polymerase II; gliogenesis. NCBI's taxonomy places the organism in Eukaryota, Metazoa, Chordata, Mammalia, Carnivora, Mustelidae. Gene Ontology annotation, cellular component: nucleus. Bases 1 to 2040 code for a protein of 679 amino acids. The transcript is spliced from 7 exons. The record is from RefSeq and is a predicted model, not a curated record. Gene Ontology annotation, molecular function: DNA-binding transcription activator activity, RNA polymerase II-specific; RNA polymerase II cis-regulatory region sequence-specific DNA binding.